UCUCAUCAGACCCAAAAUUUAAGUCUCAGAAUCUUCACGAAAACUAGAACAUAAAAAUGAAGAAGUGUUCUUCGAUUCCGCCCAGUUGUUUUAUUCUUAUUUUCUUUUUAGUUUUUUAGUUUUCUUUUUUUAUUUGUGCUUCAACACAGCCAUGCCUACGCCACCCAAACGUUGAUCACCCUCCGAUCAAAAAUCAACCCACAAAUGUCUUCGUCCUCAGCAUCAUCAUCAUCGGCAGCUUUCGUGGUGAUCUGUCUUCUCCACUCUCUGAUCGCCUUAACCAGCGGGGCCCUGAUGAUUUUCCACAUGAAGGAAAUCUACACGUUCACGCACGGACUGGAAACUGCGACAAAACUGCUGGGGUCCAACCCGCAUGACCAGCUUUUAAUCCAGACCUCCGAUUCCUUCUCGGGUCUGCUCCUGUUCACAAUCGGGUUCUUACUCUUCAUGGUUUCUUUCGUUAGGGAUAAAGGGUUUCAGUCGUUUUUCGCCAAAGGGUGUACCAUUUUGCAUAUAUUUAUGGCGUUGUGGAGGGUUUACUUUGAGAGAAAGGUUGAGUAUUUAGCUUGGGAUUGGCUGAUGAAGACUUUUGGUGAUGUUAUUCUGGCUCUUUCGUGGGUGUUCUUCCUUGUGUAUUCCUGGAGAGAAAAUUCUCUUAUUGUAACUUUGGAUAUGGAGUUUGAAGGUAGCCAAUUCGAGGAGAUGUCAUGGACCAUUGUAUAUUGAAUUUGAUUUAGGGUGGGAAGAAAUAUUUUAGUGUUUUGAUGAGUUGUGAUAUUUGAUUCUGUAGUUUGAUGUUGAACAAUAGUGUAUGAAAAUAUUAUAGAGCUAGAAGCCUGUUACAAUUGAAGAUUUGGGGAUUUGGAGACUUUGUGCGAGCAGUGGCAAUGUGAAGCGUUUUCUGUUCUUUUUGUUAUUUAGUGAGUUGGAGCUUUUUUGUGUUAAAAAGGUCUUGACAAUGAAGUUGGUGCAUUCUAUGCUCAAAUUGUACAUAGGUGGGGAAAGCAAAGCCAUUUCUUGCUUAGAUAUUUAACAAACACAGCUAAAGUAUGUCUUUACUUGCUCAAAUAACAGUAGCAAAAGUAGUCAGAGGAUGGAGCCGUAAUUUGGAGAGGAUAAGUUUUUCAUUGAAGAGCAUGUUAAUGUGGAAAUUGCUAAUAAACAUCCCAAGAUGGAUCAAGAAGGUUUAAUGUCACUA
Messenger RNA from Pistacia vera, 1198 nucleotides. RefSeq lists its product as uncharacterized. NCBI's taxonomy places the organism in Eukaryota, Viridiplantae, Streptophyta, Magnoliopsida, Sapindales, Anacardiaceae. The coding region runs from base 205 to 726 and encodes 173 amino acids. The record is from RefSeq and is a predicted model, not a curated record. The transcript is spliced from 2 exons.